AUGACGCUGCCUAGCACCGAGUCCAGCAUCCCGCUGGGCCCUUACACCAUCUACGAUCCCAGCACGGGCAUCUACGCCUCGCGGCUUCCACCUCCUCAGAUUCCAUCCGAGUCCAUCUACCAAUUCUGCAUGGGCAGCGUGAGCUUUGACGAUCCAACCCCGGCCAUCACCGAUUGCUCGACAGGACGAUCCAUCUCAUACGGAGAACUUAAGCUGCGAGCACAACGAUUCGGUCUGGGUCUCAUCACAAAAGCAAAGCUGAAGCCUGGUGACACGAUCAUGGUAGCUCUUCAUUCAUCAAUCGAAUUCGCCGUCACUGUCAUGGCCGCUCAAUUCGCUGGACUCCGAGUCGCACUUGCCAACCCCGACUACGCUCGCAAAGAGCUCCAACACGUAUACAGGCUUGUCAAGCCCAAGAAGGUCGUCAUUCACAGCUCCUACCUCGGUCGUGCUGCUGCUGCAAACAUCAAGACUUUCACCGUCGUUCUCACCGACACCAAACUGGGUCGUGGCGGUGUCCUCUCGGUCGGCGAGCUGCUUGCAGACGAGGUGCCGGCGAAGGAAGCACAGCCGUUUGUUCCAGACGACCUUAAUACGACGGCGUACCUCCCUUCGUCGUCCGGCACGACGGGCUUACCCAAAGCCGUGCAGAUCUCGCACUUCAACGUGGUUUCGAUGCUAUCCAUGAACCUCAACACGCCCGGUUUCAUUCCGGACGGUCUCACACCCAGCGGUAUCCGCAUGCUCAGCUUCCUCCCCUUCUUCCACGCGUAUGGUCUCAACGGCCAGCUCCAUCUCAUCCUCCGCAUGCGUGGGCAGCUGUUCAUCCUCCGACCCUUCGCGGCAGAUACGGUGUGCAAGGCGCUGGCGACGCACAGGAUUAACAUGUUCAACUGCGUUCCGCCGGCGCUAACCAAGCUUUCCAAACACGCAGGCACCGAUCGGAGCGCGUUUGCUACGGUCAAGCGCAUUCGGUGUGGCGCCGCGCCGCUGGAUGCGGAGACAGAAGCCAGGUUUUCGGCGUUGACGGGGGUCGAGGUGAAGCAGGGAUGGGGGAUGACCGAGCUCACGCUGGCUGGUUUGGAUCCGUCGAGCGGUUCGCAGACGCCCGGUUCCGUCGGGUGCUUGAUUCCUUCGACACUGGCUAGAGUGGUGGAUGUGUCGAGUGGCUUGCCGGUCACGCCUGGACAGCGUGGUGAGCUUCUCAUCAAGGGCCACCAGGUCUUCUCUGGUUACUUGUCGAACGCCGAAGAGACCAAAGCUGCAUUUACACCGGAUGGCUUCUUCCGCACAGGCGACGUCGUUGUCGUCGACGCUCACACGGGCGAGUUUAGCAUCGUCGACCGGCUGAAGGAGUUGAUCAAGUACCAAGGCUUUCAAGUCGCACCUGCGGAGUUGGAGGGCAUUCUCAUCACGCAUCCUAGCAUCGCCGCCGCCGCCGUCGUGGGCAGGUACGACAAGUCCACUGCCACCGAACUCCCCUGCGCCUUUGUCGAGCUCAGCGCCAGUGCCAGCAGUAAGAUCGGAAAACACAAAGCGGCAAGCGACGAAUUGGCACGAGAGAUCGAUCAAUUCGUGCGCUCCAAGGUCUCGCAUCACAAGUACUUGCGUGGCGGGAUAUACCUUGUCGACAAGGUACCUGUCAGUGCUAGCGGCAAGAUUUUGCGCAAACAGGUGAGAGCGAUGCUCGAAUCCUUGCAGCCGCAGCCCGCUCUACCGCAUGCCAAGUUGUAG
Sporisorium graminicola is the source of this 1734-nucleotide messenger RNA. RefSeq lists its product as uncharacterized. The coding region runs from base 1 to 1734 and encodes 577 amino acids. Gene Ontology annotation, molecular function: CoA-ligase activity. The record is from RefSeq and is a predicted model, not a curated record. Gene Ontology annotation, biological process: secondary metabolic process. NCBI's taxonomy places the organism in Eukaryota, Fungi, Basidiomycota, Ustilaginomycetes, Ustilaginales, Ustilaginaceae. The transcript has 2 exons.